UCCCGAGCGAGCUCGGCAGGAGACACAGGCGCUGGCUGCCCGGUCCGCUCUCCGCCUCCGCCGCGCCCUCCUCGCCCGAGAUGGGCCCCCCCACCGCCGCCAGAGCCAUCGCCUCCAGGCCGCCGCCGCCGUCGCCGCGCUCGCCCUGAAGCCCUGGCCCCGGCGCCCACCCGCUGGCCCCGCAGCCUCGCUCCCUGCCUGCACCGGCCGGCAGUAGAGCGGUCACGAUGCUGCCGCCGGUGCCCUCCCGCCUCGGGCUGCUGCUGCUGCUGCUCCUGUGUCCGGCGCACGUCGGCGGACUGUGGUGGGCAGUGGGCAGCCCCUUGGUCAUGGACCCUACAAGUAUCUGCAGGAAGGCACGGAGGCUGGCAGGGCGGCAGGCCGAGUUGUGCCAGGCAGAGCCAGAAGUGGUGGCCGAGCUAGCACGGGGUGCCCGGCUUGGGGUUCGAGAGUGCCAGUUCCAGUUCCGUUUCCGCCGCUGGAACUGCUCCAGCCACAGCAAGGCCUUUGGGCGCAUCCUGCAGCAGGACAUCCGGGAGACGGCCUUUGUGUUUGCUAUUACUGCUGCAGGGGCCAGCCACGCGGUCACUCAGGCCUGCUCCAUGGGCGAGCUGCUGCAGUGUGGCUGCCAGGCGCCCCGAGGGCGGGCCCCACCACGACCCCCGGGCCUGCCAGGCACCCCUGGGCCACCUGGCCCCAUGGGCUCCCCAGAUGGCAGUGCUGCCUGGGAAUGGGGAGGCUGCGGUGACGACGUGGAUUUCGGGGAUGAGAAGUCGAGGCUCUUUAUGGACGCUCGGCACAAGCGGGGACGUGGAGACAUCCGUGUGUUGGUGCAACUUCACAACAAUGAGGCAGGACGGCUGGCCGUUCGGAGCCAUAUGCGCACCGAGUGUAAGUGCCAUGGGCUGUCGGGCUCGUGCGCGCUGCGCACCUGCUGGCAGAAACUGCCUCCGUUCCGCGAGGUGGGCGCGCGGCUGCUCGAGCGCUUCCACGGCGCCUCGCGUGUCAUGGGCACCAACGAUGGCAAGGCUCUGCUGCCCGCCGUCCGCAGUCUCAAGCCGCCGGGCCGCGCUGACCUACUCUACGCUGCUGACUCACCCGACUUCUGCGCCCCCAACCGGCGCACCGGCUCGCCCGGCACUCGGGGCCGCGCCUGCAACAGCAGUGCCCCGGACCUCAGCGGCUGCGACCUGCUGUGCUGCGGCCGCGGGCAUCGCCAGGAGAGCGUGCAGCUCGAGGAGAACUGCCUGUGCCGUUUCCACUGGUGCUGUGUAGUACAGUGCCACCGCUGCCACGUGCGCAAGGAGCUCAGCCUCUGCCUCUGACCCGCCGCGCGCCUCUCUGAACUGAGCGCGGAGCCGCCUUUCGGUACCUGCGCGACCUCUGGGCUCCAGCAAGGGCUCCAGCAAGGGGCGCUAGCCCUGACCCAGCUUUGCCCUACGCAAGUCCAUCUCCCAGGUCUCUGGAAACUGCGAGGCCGGGAGGCUUGAGUUAUACACUCGCCCAGGCAGGCCCAGGGCACCGGAGUGGGGCCCGAGAGGCACUCUGGGGGCUUCUGGGAGAGACUGUACAAGCCCUCUCUCCUCCGCCCCCAGAUGGAAACCAAAGAACCUUUCUCUAGGCCUCUGGAUGCUGGGCUCCUCAGAACUGCUGGUCAUGGGUUGGGUGGGUGAGUUUAGUAUCAAUAAAGAUAUUUAAACCGAUAGGACUGGGCCCACAGUUUGGGAGGGAGGCGGGUCUCCUGCGGGUUGUCCCGGGGCCAGGCUCUGAAAGGAGUAUCUGAAGGGAGUUACGUAGAACUAGAAAUUCAGGGCUCAUUACCUUGGGUCCCUGUCUUCCCUCCUAUGGGACUGGGCUCUGCUGGCAACUGUGGUGAGGAAUGCUAAAUCUUCCCUUGGCAUACUUCUUGUUCACUCUUGUCACACAGCUGGGGCCUGGCUCUGCAAGCUGGGGAAGAAGUCGCAAUCCCUCCUUAAAGAAGCAGACUGAGAGGAUCUGGGGAAAGAGGACCGGAAGCAUCUGUUGGUGCACCCAGCUCUCAGUUUGGCCCUCAUCUUAAUUCUAGGGGAGUGUGACACUUUUAUCUGCCCUUCUGUUUCUGUGACCCUUGGGGAAUUCGUGGGUAGACUUUUAGGGCCAUCCAAGUCCAUAGGAUUAAAGCACUUUAUGAACUGUAGAAUGUGAUGAAAUAUGUUAUUAGUACCAUCAGACUUACCAUUGAAACUAACUUUACCCCCAUUACCAUGGAAAAGACUGCCCAGAACAGCAUUUCUAAUUACACAUUGAGGGAGAUGAAGAAAAGUUAUCCCAAAGUUUCUCUUGGCACCCGACCACAUUUCCUUCUUCGUGGUUUUUUCCCAGGAAGCUGAUAGUGAGCAGGAAGGGAAGAAAGGAAGGGUUUGGGAUUCUGAGUUCUCCAGAGCUAAACCUCUUCCUCCAGAGAGAAUGAGGGAGGGCCUAGCUAAAUGGGUGGGAUUCAGAGCCCCCAAUUUCCCCACAAUCCAAAUACUGCAGUGGGACUGACACCCCCAUCAAGGUAGGCAGGGCAAAGCAAGAGCUUUGGACUCAGGUGCUGCUGCGUAGUUUACAGUAUAGGCCAUGUUAGUCUCAGUUUCUUUACCUGUAUAAUGGGAAUAUCAUCCUGUUUCAGUUAUACAUUCUGCAUAACAAACAACCCCAACAUAACUUCUCACUGAUCCUUUAGGUCAGGAAUUUGUCAAAACUCAGCUUAGUGGUUCUGCUCCUUAUGGCAGAACUAUUAGCUGUGGUCAUUCAUUUGGCUGUAUUCCAAUGGUGCUGAGCUGGGCUAGACAGUUCAAGAGGCUUCACUCAUAUAUGUCCAGUGCCUCAGAGCUUCUCCAGUGGUCUCCUUCUCUCCAUGUGCCUAGCUUGGGCUUCCUCACAGCAUGGUGGUCUUAGUGUAGUUGAACUACUUACAUAAAGCUGGCUUUCUGGGUGGCCGGAUGGCUCAGUUGGUUAGAGCGUGAGCUCUGAACAACAAGGUUGCCAGUUCAAUUCCCACAUGGACCAGUAAGCUGUGCCCUCCACAACUAGACUGAAGACAACGAGCUGC
Rhinolophus ferrumequinum (greater horseshoe bat) is the source of this 3073-nucleotide messenger RNA. It is a transcript of the gene WNT6, whose product is annotated as Wnt family member 6. The record is from RefSeq and is a predicted model, not a curated record. The transcript has 4 exons. Lineage: Eukaryota; Metazoa; Chordata; Mammalia; Chiroptera; Rhinolophidae. Gene Ontology annotation, cellular component: extracellular region. Gene Ontology annotation, biological process: canonical Wnt signaling pathway; neuron differentiation; multicellular organism development. Gene Ontology annotation, molecular function: cytokine activity; frizzled binding. The coding region runs from base 228 to 1325 and encodes 365 amino acids.